Fukomys damarensis (Damara mole-rat) is the source of this 1263-nucleotide messenger RNA. RefSeq names its product exosome component 8 (gene Exosc8). The record is from RefSeq and is a predicted model, not a curated record. Gene Ontology annotation, cellular component: nuclear exosome (RNase complex); cytoplasmic exosome (RNase complex). Lineage: Eukaryota; Metazoa; Chordata; Mammalia; Rodentia; Bathyergidae. Gene Ontology annotation, biological process: U5 snRNA 3'-end processing; exonucleolytic trimming to generate mature 3'-end of 5.8S rRNA from tricistronic rRNA transcript (SSU-rRNA, 5.8S rRNA, LSU-rRNA); U1 snRNA 3'-end processing. Bases 321 to 1157 code for a protein of 278 amino acids. The transcript is spliced from 11 exons.
CGCGAGCGCCUCGGUUCCGUGCUCGGCGAACGUGCGGUACCGAAGGGACACUGGUCCGGUCGACCCGUGCCACCCCAGCUCCCCCUCCGCAGUUUAUCUCGAAAAGAACUGUACUGUUUUUGGACGGAUUUCCUUAAAAGCUUUUUUGUGCUAUUCUCCUGAAGCUUAUGGACUCCCACAGUAAAGUUUGUAGAUGGAUAAACUAAGAUCCCAAAGUAAACCAAUGAGGCCGAAACAGUUAUCUUUUCAUGACUGUACACCCAGAAUUCAUAUAGGUAUAAACUUGUUUAACAACUUUCUUAACAAAUCCUGUGGCGAGUAUGGUAACUUCUGGAAUUUCAAAAACAGUGGAACCUCUGGAGUAUUACAGGAGAUUUCUGAAAGAGAACUGCCGACCUGAUGGAAGAGAACUUGGUGAAUUCCGAACCACAACUGUUAACAUAGGUUCAAUUAGUACGGCAGAUGGAUCUGCUUUAGUUAAACUGGGAAAUACUACAGUAAUUUGUGGCAUUAAAGCGGAAUUUGCAGUACCACCAGCAGAUGCCCCUGAUAAAGGAUAUGUUGUUCCUAAUGUGGAUCUACCACCCCUGUGUUCUUCGAGAUUUCGGUCUGGACCUCCUGGAGAGGAGGCCCAGGUGGCUAGCCAGUUCAUUGCAGAUGUCAUUGAAAAUUCGCAGAUAAUUCAGAAAGAAGAUUUAUGUAUUUCUUCAGGAAAGCUCGCUUGGGUUCUAUACUGUGAUCUCAUUUGCCUUGACUAUGAUGGGAACAUUUUGGAUGCCUGCACAUUUGCUUUGUUAGCGGCUUUAAAAAAUGUACAGUUGCCUGAAGUCUCUAUAAAUGAAGAAACUGCUCUAGCAGAAGUUAAUUUAAAGAAGAAAAAUUACUUAAAUAUUAGAAAUCACCCAGUUGCAACUUCUUUUGCUGUGUUUGAUGACACUUUGCUAAUAGUUGACCCUACUGGAGAGGAGGAGCAUCUGGCAACAGGAACCUUAACAGUAGUAAUGGAUGAGGAAGGCAGGCUCUGUUGUCUUCAUAAACCAGGUGGAAGUGGACUGACUGGAGCUAAACUUCAGGACUGUAUGAGCCGAGCAGUUACAAGACACAAGGAAGUAAAAAAACUAAUGGAUGAAGUAAUUAAGAGUAUGAAAACCGAAUAAACAAUCACCACAUUUUCAAAACAGAUUUGUAAAAACUGUAUUUGUUAGACUGCACAAACUUUUUAUACUAAAUAAAUAUCAAACUACACUCUUCUGAAAGGAUGUU